Messenger RNA from Suillus subalutaceus, 9577 nucleotides. RefSeq lists its product as uncharacterized. NCBI's taxonomy places the organism in Eukaryota, Fungi, Basidiomycota, Agaricomycetes, Boletales, Suillaceae. The record is from RefSeq and is a predicted model, not a curated record. The coding region runs from base 142 to 9318 and encodes 3058 amino acids. The transcript is spliced from 7 exons.
GCAUCCCAAGCCACGAGGCAUUCUGUUUGUGUUCCCUUGUGCUCCUUAUAGCCCCCUACUUUCAACCCACAUCCACAGAUCGUCCAAUCUCAGAGCUCUUAAAAAACUUACACCAAAUAUCGCAAAUCAAGGCUACUUGACAUGUCUGUCACCUCAGAAUCCUCCGAGACUGAUGUCUUGGAGUAUAUCAUCACCCAUAUAUUUUGUCCCAUCAAAUUGCCGCAGCACAAUGAUCAUACUCCUGAAAAAGAUCGCUCUCUCCUUGAUGUCGUGCUCGGCUCGGCUCGCAAAUUUGCGACUUCUUUGCCUAACGAUGAUCAUGAGCAGUGGAGGCCUUUGUUGAAGAUGCUGGAGAGUCUUACCGUUACAAUGAAUUUUCCUUCCCUGACCAAGGAAGUGGUCGAGUCGCAAAUUAAAUCCAUGCAAGCAGGAGAUAUUCUCGCGUAUUUGAUUCGGGAACAAAAUGCUGCUGUCGUGCUUCGUAGGCUCGACGCAAAAACCACAUUUGAAUCCUUUGAAGUUUCUCCACCAGCUCCUGCUGUGAUGGCGGCAAAGGGGAAGCUUCUGUGUUCAUAUCCAGGGCCCGCAAUUGCUGUAUCAAACUCCGUCAUGGAUAAUCCUACCUUUCCUCCCGAGUUGGCGAACUUUCUCUCCCACAUGAGCUAUGAUGUGUUGGAUCCCAUAGGCUUCCAUGGAGAGACCACACAUCCUCACUAUAUCACCCAGCUUCUCACCGACAUUCUUCGCGCAUUCGGCGAGCCCGCUGACAUUCCUCGUAUUCGAAAGCGUAUAGGCGAUGAUGUUAUAGACGAUGAUACUUCAAAUGAUGAUACCUCACAGUCCAACGUCACGCUCCCAUGGCGAAGAUCGUCCCUCUGGCUUGUCAUAAGGGUUGUAUUGCAGACAUCGCUCGAGCGCACCAGCCUUGGACGAAACGGUUACAAGGUGUUCAUGGCUUCGCUCAUGACAGACCUUGUGUCCAAAGCACUUGAAGAGGAUAUGCCGAGCGAUCUACUCUACUUCAUGUCCACUAAAAUUAGUCGGCGCUUAGUCAAGCUUCAGGCUGAAGACGGAUUCUUAGCAAUCACGAUGCACAAGGCUACUGAAGACAUCAAAAGCCGACUGGAGUUGCGCUGGAAGGAUAUCCAGGCUGUUCAGGCGGAUUCCCCUCAUUGGGAUGCCUCGGAGGUACACAUAAUCAGAGACACCAGGCUCUCUUUGACCGAGAGCGAGGAGUACAUCACUGCUGCCUUACAUCCUACCAGCGUCCAAUCCGACGUGUCAGACUUUAAACCUCCUCAUUGCAAACGGGGCACUAUACACGACUUCCUUGGUCCUGACACCAACUUCUUCGAGAGCGCUUAUACCAAAGACCCCUUUUUAGCGCUCUUUGAUUUCGAAUAUGCCAUCGAGCGAGACAUUGAUGGCUGGGUGAAUCGUGUCAUGAACCUCGAUGCUACUUGCAUUGAUGCCGCUUGCAUGACCAUUCAAGCGCGCGCUGCAAGUUAUUCUGCCAGUGCGCAACUAUCUUAUUCCAAAAAUCCUGAGAAUAUAUCCAUCAUGCUACUCACGCGGUUCGAACUCUGGGUCGCGCUUGACAAGCUGGUUGUGAAGUCAAUCCCUCUCCUCAUGGAGUAUCCCCCAGAGAUCCCAGCUGCCAUUUUCGAUCACCUUCUCCUUCAACAACCUGCCACAUUAGAGAGACUCAGACUUCUUCAACAGUAUGUUGCUACUCGCACCCGCAAUGCUCGCUCGGGCUGCUCUAUCUUCUCAGAUAGUGCAGACGUAGAUGCAUUCGCAGUUCGUUACUAUCACCAAUCUGAGGAGCUGCAGUCGUGCAAGCAGCGCAUUGAAGACGAAGCAGAUGAGGAGCGGAAAAGGCGCAUUGCAGAUUUUCGCGAUAAAAGCAACAAGUACUCGCUUUUGACCAAUGAACUCGACGCUCUCACGUGCGACGCUUACAUAGAUUGGCGAGGUCGGACGCAACAUAAAGCUAAUUGCUGUUGGUGCAAAAAGUCGCUGGAGAGGGCUAACCUUUCUAUCGAAGUCCAUGAAUGGCCACUUCCUGAAUGCGAUAAUGAUGCAGCGAUUCAACUCAAGUUGCAAAGCAGCACAUGCUGCUCACGCAUUAUCAACCACUCUCACACCAUCACACCGAGCACCCUGGCCAACGCAUUACGUUCGGGCUCAGAGACAAAGUCCUCCCUAGCCACUCUCAAGUCCUUUCCAUGCACUGAAAGCGACAUCAUCGUCAAAAAUGAGCUGCAUUUCCGCAUCUAUGAUACGACCAAACGUGUUUGGGCCUCAAGUUCCAAUCGAGAGUAUAAUGUGUCUAAUCUUUGCACGUACGCACUACCGGAAGGUCCAUAUCACGGACUGCAAUGUUACCUUUCGGGUACCCAGCACACUUCCAAUGAGGUCUUGGCCAAUCAGGCUGCAUGUCAUGCCGAGUUGACGCUUCACGAAUUCAUCGCUUUUGGUAGCCUCCGUAGUGGCAGCCUCCUGCAAUGGAUCAACGUUAUUCGUGAAUUGAGAGCACGCACGCUCACGUUUCGCGAUCCCGCAGUCCAUUUGCUACUACUCCAGGCUAGUUUGGAGGUGGGAGAGCUUUCAGCCGAUGGGUCUAGGGUAUGGCAUGAUGAACUGAAAGUCUCGAACUUUGGGCACACCCUGAUCAAUGAGCUCCAGAGCUUAAAAGUAAGCGUGGAAGCCAAUUGGCUGGAGGGCACAACAAUGGCAACGAUCUCUGCCCUGGUGUCCCGCCUUCUCUCCUCAGCGGAGGAUUUCGACGUCAUUGAGCGAUCAUACAAGUUACUGCGAGCUGUCCGGAGUACCACUUUCAAAUGGGUGCAAGAGCUAUCCAAAGCUCUCCAAGAAGCUCCAGACGAAGAAUCUAGUCGUGAACGCCAAGCUCGCGUUCGUGACAUGGCAGUGAUCUGUCGCAGCACCUAUGAUGUUGGCCCAGACAAUAUCACGGCACUCCUUGAAUCACCACAGGACUUGGAGAUAUUGGUAUACUGUUCCGUUACAGUGAAGGAUAACGUGCCUCUAGAUCUAGGUCUACACACUCUCCCGCCUAUUUCAAGGUUACUUCUUGACCGCAACCGUCGGUUGUCACACUUUUUAGUGACCCAUUUCCGAUGCCAUGUAGAAGACGACCAAGAAGGUCUUGAUCGGGCUAUGAAACAUCUUUGGUCUGCAUACCGGCGCCACACACGCUGGACACUUGAAUCUCCAAACUCUCAGUGGCUUAGAUGCGAAACAGCGCCAUCUGAUGAUCCAUCCCGCCAAAUCAUACACCUCGAUAUGUUGACGGCUCGCCUAUUGGUCGAUGGCAAGCCGCUAACCAGGCUGCCGGAUUACAUUCAGCAGCAUCCUAGUUGCAUCUUACUCUUCUGUCAUCAAGUGCUUGAUGUUUUCCCCUCCAAGAUUCCGGGCGUAGAAUUUGUUACCAAGACCAAGAUACAUGGCUUUCAAAUAUUUUUCGGGAUGCGCAACGGGGACGUUGUCAUUCAGUCACAAUGUGAGAAUGGGAACCUCCUUGAGCUAAUACCUCGAAAAAAGCUUCUGCCAGACAUCCCGGUAUCACUGGUCAAAGAUCACGUGCACUGGCUUGACUUGACCACUCGUACGAUCGAAUUUCGUCCAGUGAAGGCAAUGUGGAAACCGUCCGACAAUAACUGGGUGUUGCAAUACACGAAAGGCGGGCAGUCGGUCGCACAACGGGGCCAAUCAACUCUUUUUGAUAUUCACAGCCCCGCUUUCCAUAUGAUAGCAAAGAUACUGAGCCCCAUGGAAAACUCUGAAUACCUGAUUGUCACUGGCAGCGCGGACGCAGGCCAGACUGUAGUCAAGGUCGAUCUCCCUCGGUUUGGACUCUCUUUCUUUAUUGAUAGGGAUGGAGAGUUACAUUCGCGCGACCAGAGGGGCAUGGUUGUCGACAAAGAUCAGUCCACUGGCACAAUGCUUGGACUUGUUAACCAGCUUGUUCUGCGUCCCAAAGAUCGACACACUUUCAGCGAUCGCCGCGUCAUCAUCCCACAAGGCAACGUUGUAGUAAAGCACGACGGUCACCAUGUGCAGGUCACCAUCCAGCCCAAUCCUAAUCAUGUCCGCCAUCACUAUCAUUGUUACACCGUUGACAUGGAACUCUGCCGUCUGACGGGAAACGUUGGUCUCACGAACAAACUUUACAAGGCAUACUUACACGCUGUGUGUAGCGCCCAUGUUCCAGAUCCAUUGACUAAACGCACCGGUGUAGAAGAAGCCAUGGUUUUGCUGCAAUCUGCCGCAUGCUAUUCCUUCAUGAAGCUAGACCCAUUUGAUUGCAAGCUUCUGGUUCUGAUAAGCUCCUUAACUGUUCAUCGGACAUGGUAUACCGGUCACAAGAGCUCACAGAAGGUCCGCUGGCAACAUGACUUAUCCUCUUAUAUCCAAAGUUGCGCAUUCUACCAUGCUGCCAGGAACAUAGUCCAAUAUGCACAGAAGCUGCAGGUGCUUAGCGAAACACCAGUCACAGUUUGUCCAAGCUUUCCAGUACGCGACGAGUCUCUCUUGGAACGUGCCUCUCAGUUGUCCAUUGUCCUUUACUCCUGUGAUCUAGUCAACUCCUUCUAUCCCAGCGAAUCGUCGAGCAGUGAUUAUACUUCCAGGGAUGUUUUCUGCAGCUCAAUAGGCGACCAAAAGGCAUUUGAUUGUGCUUGCAUGGUGCGCGACUGGAGUAUCACGCUCAAGCCUUGUCAGGCGCUCUACGGUAUCUUCGUUCAGUGGAAUGAAGUUUCUGGCAAAACACAAGACGUAACCCUUCAAUAUGGUCGAGAAUGGUUGAAGCCUGACUUGGCUAAGAGAUGGAUGACCGUCAUAGAACUUUGCCGCCAUGCAGAUCGGGAGACUCACACAUUCCAACUCACUUUCACAUUAUCGGCCAUGACCUACUGCUCCCCCAAGAAUAUGGGACUCGCCGCGACCAUAUUCGCGUUUGCAGCUAUCCCUAAGCUCCGAGCCAUUCGUUCCCCCGACUACGAUAUAUAUGACCUUUCGUUUGGGAUCCAACCCCUUGAACAGGAUUUAUGCCGUCACAUUUCUUUCUAUACUUCUUUCCCCAAUAGUCCCGAGGCGUCGUGGUCUAGUUACAAUGGCGAGUCACCCCGCGACUUUAAUAAUCGGCGACAAAAGCACUUCCAAUCCGAGUGUCUACGUGAACAGAAAGCGGCGGUCACUAUAUUUCUUGAAUGUUGGCCUUGUCGUUCUGUCCCUGCACGCGCUUUGCAGUGUCUGAGCGGCUCCCGAUACAACAAAUCCACCCUUAGCAUCAUCCUCGAAAAAAAUUACUCAAACUGCUAUCGCAACUGGUGUCUGAAGACGUAUCUGGAUCGUGUACAAGAUGUGCUUGAUGAAGCGAGGCAGACUUCAACACCAUCCAUCAAGCAUCCAUACACAUUCAUCCCGAGCAAUUCAGAUAUUAUAUCAUUCAACACCGCGAUCCUCACCAAACACUUGUUCAGAAAGCCUCCGCCCCUUAUCACAUUACUUCCUGACCCACUCAAGCAAAUUCAAGUGUCACCGAGCAACAGAAUCUCUGGCGGUGGGCUUGAUUCGUCUCCACUGAAGGAUGUCAUCUCAAACUUCAAGUUUUCGCGGCGUCGGUCGGACCAGUUCGGUCUCCAGUAUGCUGCACAUCUAGAAGACAGUAGGAUUUAUCUAGAGAAUGAACAAUCACCCAUCACACCGCACCCAACUUGCUGGACAGUCGACAUAUUGCAACAUCAUCAUACGCGGUGCAAUAGGCUUUAUAAUAGCACCUUUCACAAAUUGGAAGAGCAUCUAGCUCCUUCGGGUUUGGCGGAGGAGAGUUUAUCCAAUUCUGGGCAAUGGCCUCGCAUUACAGUCACCUUUUUACUCGGCCUUCUCGCUUCCACGUCAAAAACGCCUCUUUGCAACUCUUGGAAAGCCUCUUUGACCAAUUUCGCACAUAUCCUUCUUCGAUUACAAAGAUCACAGCGACUUCUGAAGCUGAAGUUGGCAGCCAAUGGGGACAAUGAGGAAUUCCUGAAGGAGCUGAUGAAUGACGGUCACCUAGGAUUGGAUGGCACACAGGAAUACGUAGACUGGCUUCUAAUUCAGGCAGAGAACCGAUUUCUGAUCCGUCCUACACAAGCUAGCGUUGCAAUGGAGAUGAUUUCCCCAAGUUCUGGCAAGAAUACUGCUCUGCAGCUUCAUAUGGGGGAAGGAAAGUCUUCCGUGAUCGUACCUAUCUGUUGCACUGCACUAGCAGAUAGCAACAACUUGGUGCGGGUCGUCGUGCUAAAGCCUUUGGCUGUGCAAAUGUUUCAGCUGCUCGUGGAACGGCUCAGCGGCCUUACCAACAGGCGAAUUUUCCACCUACCAUUCUCGCGCUCCUUGCGCAUCACUUCCAGCAUCCAGUCAUUCUUUGAAGAGUGCAAAGACGUUCGUGGUAUCCUUGUUGCUCUACCAGACCACAUCCUCUCUUUCAAGAUGAUGGCCGUGGAGCAGCAGCUUUCCCGUGCGAACACAGUUGAACCAGGUCAAUCGGUGGCUAUGCCCCUGUUGAAUAGCCAGCGAUGGCUUGAUACACACACUCGUGACAUAUUGGACGAGAGUGAUGAACUGCUGCAUGUUCGCUUUCAACUUGUCUACACUAUGGGCGAUCAACAGCGUUUGGAAGGUUAUCCUGAACGAUGGACCACGACACAGCAGGUGAUGACCCUUGUGGCACAACAUGCUUGCCUCCUUCACCAAGAAUUUCCUUUUGGAGUAGAGUUCCACCCAGGCGCUAUCGGAACCUUCUCACAUCUCAGAGUCUUGGAUAUUGACGCAGGCAAAAGGCUGGUCAAGCUGGUUUCUGACGACAUCCUUGCCGGCAAACUUCAAAAUUUCGCAUUCGAACAUGUGCCAUCUCAUAUCAAAGACUCCAUCCGCGAGUAUCUUACCCAGUUCACUAUUGAACCGCAGCUCCUUCACGAAGUCCGCAGCUAUUGUGCUGGGUCCAGUAUGUGGAAUGGACUACUGCUCAUUCGAGGACUACUCGCACACGGUGUACUGAUAUACACGCUGAAAGAGCGGCGAUGGCGCGUAGAUUACGGUCUGGAUCCUCGACGCACGAUGCUCGCCGUGCCAUACCGAGCCAAGGAUGUUCCCUCAUCUAGGGCAGAAUUUGGACAUCCAGACAUCGCAGUCGCAUUCACAUGUCUUUCGUACUACUAUGGAGGCCUCACUGAGAAACAGGUGGCCUUCUGCUUCCGGCAGCUACUCAAGCAAGACAAUCCCACAUUGGAAUAUGAGACAUGGAUUGAGGGGUUGUCUUUAGACUCGCUUCCAGAAAAUCUGCGACACCUCAGUGGAAUCAACAUGGAAUCUACUGAACAGUUCACUGCCUGUUUGGUACCUAUCUUCGGACGCAACAAGGCUGUCAUAGACUUCUUCUUGGCUCAGAUCACCUUUCCACAGGAAGCGAAAGAGUUUCCCAACAAGUUAUCUUGUUCUGCCUGGGAUCUCGCAGAGCGAAAGUCUUCCAGAUUGCCUACCACGGGUUUCAGUGGAACAAACGACUUUCGCUACUUGCUACCCACCACUAUAACGCAGCAUCCACUAGACCACCAGCGCGGUACGAAUGCCAGAGUCCUCAGUCACCUUUUGCAGCAAGAGAAUGAUCAUUAUGAUCUGCUUACUGCCGGCGGAAACGCUGGAGAGCUCCUCAAUGUCAUCACAACGCAGUCGCCUGAAAUACGCGUCUUGCUCGACGUGGGUGCACAAGUGCUUGAGUUGCGGAAUGACGAAGUGGCGAAGAUGUGGCUGGACAUCAAUCAAGAUGCUCAAGCGGCGAUUUUUUUCGAUAGGCACGAUGAGCUCGUGGUGUGCACUCGGGAUCACGUUAUAGAACCAUUCUCUGCAUCUUCCUUUGCUCAGCAACUGGACCAGUGUGUAUUUUAUCUGGACGAUGAACACACCCGAGGAACGGACUUGAAGUUGCCUCGUGGAUUCCGCGCAGCUGUCACGUUAGGCCCAAAGGUCACCAAGGAUCGCCUUGUCCAAGGUUGCAUGCGUAUGAGAAAGCUCGGCCACGGUCACACAGUCAUGUUUUUCGCACCUCCAGAAAUAGAUCGCAGCAUCCGAGCCGUAAACAACAAGCCCGAUGAUGAAGACAUUCAUGUGUCGGAUAUCCUCGUGUGGGCAAUGACUGAAACGUGCUCAGACAUUCAGCAUCGUGCUUCACAAUGGCUUCAGCAUGGAGUGGAUUACCAGUCUCGCCACAGUGCAUGGUCGUCGUUCUUAUCUAGCGAUACUACGCCCACUGAACUCGCCCGUUCAUGGCUACAGCCAGAGGCCAAGCACUUGGAAGAGCUAUACACUCCAGCUUUGACGGACACACCUGCUUUACAAACAUCGCUAGAUGAAGAGCUUCUGGAGAUAUGCAGUAACCUUGGUUUGGACAUUUCGCCUGACAACCGCCUGGACGAAGAGCAAGAGAGAGAAGUGGUACAUGAGAUUGAGCGCGAGCGCGAGGUGGAGAGACCGCCAAAAGUGUCGGCUGCCACCCAUCGCAUCGACGAGGACGUCCGGUACUUCAUCCGAACAGGCUGCAUUCCGGAUGGAUCCCGUGUGUUCACUGCUGUUUUCGACACCCUCACCACAACUGCGGCUGCUUUCUCGGGGAGUCAGCCAUGGUCACGGGACGUGUUUGCCUCGAGGGAUUUCGCCACAACGGUUUUGGCCAGAGACAAAACGGACAGCUAUAUCCGCCCAGUCAACUGGAUUCUUUCGAGUAAUACGGUAUCCAACGUGCCAGUGCUAGUCGUCGUCAGCCCCUUCGAGGUUAACGUUUUAUUAUCUGAAAUUAGGGCAAGUAAGCAAGUUCACUUGCACGCUUAUACACCUCGCGUCAUCAAGAUGAUGAAGUCAUGUGAUGACCUGCGCCUCUAUAUCACACCAUCACUCCCCGCGCGAUGGAUGCCACAUGACACCCUCAUCCGCCAGCUCAACGUCUUUGCUGGACAAUUAUACUUUCCUCAUCAGCGCGCAUACGUGAAGCUGUGUCGUUUCUUGGGGGUUUAUACCGCAGAUAUCGAGGACCAGGGUACAUUUGAGAUUCAAAGCGAUGGAUUCAUCAGACCGGAGCAUCGGCCUCCUAUUGCGAAUGUCCCCAACAGCUUCCAACAAUCGCCUAUCCUUAUGUUGAAGGCUCUUUUCAGUAUCCGUCGCAAAGGAAUGGGGUACUUGCCUACGCACAUCGGGAAGCUAUUGGUUGCUCGACGGUUGACAGGCGCGGACUUCGAAGACGCAGCUCGAUCAGUAAGUUAGAGUUCUUCUAUUGCUUACGUUUCAUUGACAGUGAUCCCGUUCAGUGAUUGAGGAUGUGAUACUGUUGUUCGUCAUAUUCACCAUCUUCUUGCAGGUCUUUCAAAAUACACAUACCCUCCAUGCAAUGCCACAUCAAUCACAGGCAUGAACUUGAAUUUGCUAGUCGCUCGAUCAAUAUACCAUAUUAUAACUCGUUUAGAUUUUGUGCAGUAUUCAGUUAGAAGUUAACAUUGUUUCUAGUACGAGCAAGCCAGUGCCA